ACAGACUUGGAACAUUUUGAUGAUGAGGAACUUCCUGGUCAGCAGUGACUUUUAUCAGAAAAUAUAACACUGGAUUUUUCACGUCUUUAAUCAUCAUAUCAUAACGUCAUUGGAAUUUGAAUAAUAUUUAACGUUCAAAAACAAAGAGGCUCCGUAAAGCUUGUUCGUCGUCAAAGCAAAGCUGACGUUGGGUGGCUAGCGACCUGUCGUCAGCGUUUGUUGUGCUUUAGCCAUGUCCGCCUCUGCUGGAUGCUCUCCGGUGGGCCACAACGCCGCCCUCGGCCCCGGUAUGUCAAUAUUUCGCUGGCUCGAAGUGCUCGAGAAGGAGUUCGACAAAGCCUUCGUGGACGUGGAUCUGCUGCUCGGGGAAAUCGACCCUGACCAAGUGGACAUCACGUACGAGGGUCGGCAGAAGAUGACCAGCCUUAGCUCCUGUUUUGCUCAGCUCUGCCACAAAUCUCAGACUGUUUUCCAACUCAACCACAAAUUAGAGGCCCAGCUGGUAGAUCUUCGCUCUGAGCUAACCGAAGCCAAGGCAGAGCGGGCGGUGGUGGAGAGGGAAGUCCACGACCAGUUGCUACAGCUUCACGCUCUCCAGCUGCAGCUUUAUGCCAAGCAAGGCCAAGCUCCAGACUCCGACUCCAUCAAAGUCAGACUUCCUGCCCCAACAAUGGAACAGAUGCAACAGGAGCUAGAGGCCAGCAAGAAGGAGAAAUUGGUGGAGGCGAGACUUGAGGCUGACGUGAGACUCUUUAAGAAAGAAAAUGAGGCUCUCCGUAGACACAUGGCAGUACUACAGGCUGAGGUGUACGGUGCUCGGCUGGCUGCCAAAUACUUGGACAAGGAACUUGCUGGCAGGGUGCAGCAAAUCCAGUUACUGGGCCGUGACAUGAAAGGGCCAGCACACGACAAGCUGUGGAACCAACUGGAGGCCGAGAUCCACCUUCACCGCCACAAGACAGUCAUCCGAGCAUGCAAGGGCCGCAAUGAUCCCAAGAAACCACUUCCCUCGCCUGUUGGUCAUGAUCCAGACUUGCUGAAGAAAACUCAGGGAGUGGGUCCUAUCAGGAAGGUGUCACUAGUCAAAGAGGACCAUGAGGGUCUUGGCAUCUCCAUCACGGGAGGAAAGGAGCAUGGUGUUCCUAUUCUCAUCUCAGAGAUCCAUCCAAGCCAGCCUGCAGACAGAUGUGGAGGCCUGCAUGUUGGAGACGCCAUUUUGGCCGUCAACAGCGUCAAUCUGCGGGAUGCCAAGCACAAGGAGGCUGUCACCAUUCUCUCGCAACAGUCAGGACAGAUAGAGUUUGAAGUAGUGUACGUGGCUCCAGAGGUGGACAGCGAUGAUGAGAAUGUGGAGUAUGAAGAUGACAACGGACAUCGCUACAGACUCUACCUGGAUGAGCUGGAAGAGAACAGCACAGCGCCCCGGAGUGGCAACUCGGCAGCGGCAUCAUUACAGGCAGGUCUGGAGAACAUGUCGCCGAACAAAGUGACAGAAAACGGAGACACCGGAAUCUCCAGUGAAACCCCAUCAGAGGAAACUCCCUCCGAGCCUCCUGACACUCACGGCUCCUCUUAGGAAGACUCAGCCGCGCGGGCCAAUCCAAAUUUUAUUGUGCGAGACCUUUUUUCGAGUACUGACUCAUCUGUCAAGCAGAGCCAAUUUGUUUUCUGUCGACGUUCUAAUGUUGGGAUUUGGGGGUUUAGGGUGGGCCCGUGGCAAUGAUUCGGGAGUAAUAGCAGGAGAAGGAUGUGAUUGUGAACGGUUACAUACAGUAAGUAAGGUUACACUAACGUUAAAUCCAUACCACCUUCUAUCCACCAAGUCCUUUCAUGAAGGAACCACCAAGUACUUUUUGUGGGUCCCUCCAAAAAGUAUGUUACAGCUUAGAAUGUCACACAUUGCCAACCCUGACAGUCCUAUUUAUAUGGCAGUGACUGUAGGAUCCCUUUUUAACGUGGUUUAAAUUCUUUCUGGUCUUUACUCUUAUAUUGCUACACUUUAUUCUGACCGCCUCAUGAACCUUGGUGAUGUAAUGUUUAAUACAAGUUUUCAUUCAAUAAUAUACACGCACACACACACACAUACACACACACAGUGGAAUCAUUUAAAAACUUUAGCCACCAUUAAUAUGACCUAUAACCUGUAAAACGCAAUUGGUUUUUUAAAAGAAAAAAAAACCUUCAAGGGCGGAAGUUAAAAAAAAAAAUGGUUGAACAAGUGUACAAAUCAGAAUCAUCUUUAUUUGUAGUAUGUCCCAAAAACACCCAAGGAAUUUGUCUCCGGUAGUUGGAGCCGCCCUAGUAAGACAACAGGCAGUCAAUUGACAGAACACUUUGGAGACAUAAAGACAUUGACAAAAAAAAAAAAAAACAAGUCACUGAGCAAUAGAGGGUUGCUAGUUAUCCUCUUAUAACUGGGGGUGCUGUUCUAGCAGGCUGUUCCUGAUACAUAUUUUUUUUCUUUCCAGCAGAAGCGUGAAAAGUUUUGUGCAAACGCGGACUGCUAUUGUUAACUGUUCAUAAUUCAGUUCCAACGGAAGAAAAAUAGCUUCAAAGCCCUCCGUUGCUGUGGAAGCUCGCUGUAGACUUGCGCCUCCAAAAAAUGACGAGAAAAGCCUACCUGAACAGCUGAACUUUUGGGAAGUUAAAGCAGAGGUGCUUUGAAUGGUGGUAGGUGCGCGCUGAGUCUAAUUUAACACAAGUUUGAACGUGAUUGGGUCAUUCUGAACACUAGCUGCACGUUUAUAAGUGUGUGCGCACGUUUGUACAACCACGAUUUUUUUUACUUCCCCUCUAAAAAGCCCCCCCCCCCCCCCCCCCGCCCAAUGAUUUACACAAGUAUAGGUCACAAUGACGGCAGAGGUUUUGGAAUGAUUUAUCUUGGUCUCAUUUUUAUUUAUAUCACAAAAACAUUGCAUUUUAACUGGGGCGUCUGAAGAAUUUAUUUCCAGUGUAUGCACAAAAUGUUUGUUCAUUUUUUUUUUUUUUGGUCAUUGUAAGUGAUUUGGACUCACUAAUGUACUGUCACCAACAUUGAGAGCCCAGAAAGACUUGGUGUGCUUUCCCCACUUAAAGUGGAAAUCCUAGUAAACCAAAACUCGCAGACCUUAAAACACAUUUAUGUGAAAGUGUUGUUUUGCUUUUAUUAAUCUGGUUCCUCUUUUGUGGUGUGGGCCGAGCCUCCGGGUCCUCUCUGAAGCGUUUCCCCUCUCAUGCAUCAUCAUUGCUCAGUGGAUUCUGAGCAGUUUAUUCAGCCUUUAAAUAAAGUUGGCCUCUAUCAUAAUCAAACAGUUUUGAUUACAUUUUGUAAAUAAUGUUUCAAAAAAAAAGUGGGCAAGCAUGAAUGGAAAACCAACAAUGCAACAUAGCACCCGUAGUAAUAAUUCCAGGCCUUUGGAAAAAAUAGCUUUAUUUGUCAUUAAAAGGAAUAAAAUGAAAUUGUCGUUUCAGAAACAAUAUUUAAAAGGGGUAUAAUUAUUACCUUUUUUUUAAAAAAUUGCAUGUAUAUACAAAUAGUUGGAGUGCCUACCCAAUGAAGUGUGAAACAACCAAGUAAAUCUUUUAUUUGCACAAGCACAAUUCAUUUGUCAUCGGGAGGCGGAUCGGUGCAGCGGCUUUGUGUCGAUCCGUUGUGGCGAAGCUCGAUUUACGUUCCUACCCUCACCUAUGGUCACGAGCUGUUGGUCGUGACCAAAAGAACCAAGAUUCCGGAUACAUGUGGCCGAAACGAGUUUCAUCCGCAGGGUGUCCGGGCUCUCCCCUUAAGAGAUCGGGUGAGAAGCUCGGCCAUCCGGGAGGGGCUCAAGAGUAGAACCGCUGCUCCUCCGCAUUGAGAGGAGCCAGAUGAAGUGGAUCGGGCAUGAUUAGGAUGCCUCCCAGGUGAGGUGUUCCCGGCUUGUCGCAACGGGGGACGACCCCCAGGGCAUGCUGGAGAAACGAUGUCUCCCGGCUGGCCUCGGACCGCUUUGGGGUCUCCCUGGAUGAAGUGGGUGGGAGGAAAGUCUGGGCUUCCCUGUUAAAGCUACUGCCCCUGCAAACCUGACCUCAGAUCAGCGGAGGAAAACGGAUGGAUGGACAAUUCAUUUGCAGUUGGGACAGACUGGUGUACAGCUCCUGCUCUGGAGGGGUCGCUAAUAACGCUGCAAAAAGUUGCUAGAUUUGUUGUGUUG
Phycodurus eques (leafy seadragon) is the source of this 4169-nucleotide messenger RNA. It is a transcript of the gene gopc, whose product is annotated as golgi-associated PDZ and coiled-coil motif containing. The transcript has 9 exons. Gene Ontology annotation, cellular component: Golgi apparatus; trans-Golgi network transport vesicle; membrane. Gene Ontology annotation, molecular function: transmembrane transporter binding. The coding region runs from base 233 to 1576 and encodes 447 amino acids. Lineage: Eukaryota; Metazoa; Chordata; Actinopteri; Syngnathiformes; Syngnathidae. Gene Ontology annotation, biological process: negative regulation of protein localization to cell surface. The record is from RefSeq and is a predicted model, not a curated record.